Lycium barbarum (goji berry) is the source of this 1025-nucleotide messenger RNA. RefSeq lists its product as uncharacterized. NCBI's taxonomy places the organism in Eukaryota, Viridiplantae, Streptophyta, Magnoliopsida, Solanales, Solanaceae. The coding region runs from base 152 to 694 and encodes 180 amino acids. The record is from RefSeq and is a predicted model, not a curated record. The transcript has a single exon.
UAGUUGUUGCAUUUUGUUUAAGCUGAGUAGGACCAAGACAGAGUACUUAGAGUGUAAGUUUAGUGAAGCACCUCAGGAGGCCGGCUUGGAAGUGAGGCUUGGUACCCAAGUCAUCCAGAAGAAAAGUAGUUUCAAGUAUCUUGGGUCUAUUAUGCAAGGCAGCGGGGAGAUUGACGAUGAUGUCACACAUCGUAUUGGGGCAGGGUGGAUGAAAUGGAGGCUUGCUUCCGGAGUGCUAUGUGACAAGAAGGUGCCACCACAACUUAAGGGAAAGUUCUACAAAGUGGUGGUUAGACCGACUAUGUUGUAUGGGGCGGAGUGUUGGCCAGUUAAGGUUUCUCACGUUCAAAAGAUGAAAGUUGCUGAGAUGAGAAUGUUGAGAUGGAUGUGUGGCCACACCAGGAGUGACAGGAUUAGGAAUGAGGAUAUUCGGGACAAGGUGGGAGUGGCCUCGGUGGAAGACAAGAUGCGAGAAGCGAGAUUGAGAUGGUUUGGGCAUGUGAAGAGGAGAGACACGGAUGCCCCAGUGCGGAGGUGUGAGAGGUUGGCCAUGGAUGGUUUCAGACGAGGUAGGGGUAGGCCAAAGAAGUAUUGGGGAGAGGUAAUUAGACACGACAUGGCGCAGUUACAGCUUACCGAGGACAUGACCUUAGAUAGGAGGGUUUGGAGGACCCAUAUUAGGGUAGAAGGCUAGUAGAUAGUCUCAUUACCCUGCCUUAUUAAUAGUCGCAUUAUCGUAGUAUAAUUUCUUGUGCUCUAAUUUAUGCUAUUAUGCUAUUAUCUGUUAUUUCCUGUGCUUUGAUUAUUCUAUGUUAUCUGUGUCGCUUGCGUUACUUCAUUUCCAUAUCGCUUCGAAUCUCUUAGCCGUAUCUGACCUCUUGUUAUGUUUUUUAUUGAGUCGAGGGUCUCUCGGAAACAGCCAUCCUACCUUGGUAGGAGUAAGGUCUGCGUACACUCUACCCUCCCCAGACCCCACGUUGUGGGAUUUCACUGGGUUGUUGUUGUUGUUGUUGUUGUUACAGAGA